This is a messenger RNA of Camellia sinensis, 1523 nucleotides long. The record is from RefSeq and is a predicted model, not a curated record. NCBI's taxonomy places the organism in Eukaryota, Viridiplantae, Streptophyta, Magnoliopsida, Ericales, Theaceae.
AUCACCGCAUCCAAACGGAGUGAUAGAUUUGUUAGGUCCGGGUGGGAGCCCUAAUGAGUUACCGGCCUUCACCGGCAUUAAAAACAAGAAGAGUCAGGGGACAGAUUUUACGGCGAGGCCGGAGGAGAGGCUCAUCAACCAAAUCGUUGGCUGCGGCAGAGUUUGUUGAGGGCAUUUCCACUAUCUUUGAUUUGGAGUGAAGAAAUUUAUGGUGCAUAAUUCGUCCAAGUCAACAUGGCAGUGUUCUUUCACCCAUCACGAUAUUGCUUACUCAAUAACCAUUGACUCUACUAAUGGUUCUGUAAGCAUAUUCUGAAGAAUACAGAUAGUUUCCUUUGAGCAUUUCAUUCUGAUAAAUCAUUCAAAGGCUUAAAAUCCUCCAAGUAGUAGCCAUUUAGGUAUGGUCCUUACUCUUCACCAAAAAAAGAAGGCUACCAUCCUUGUGCUGUUUCGACUACUUGGUCAAGAACCUAAAUUCAUAAAGUAUGCAGAAGCCGAAGCAACUGAAGGCCAAGACAAAGCAACAUAAGCCAAUUUCAACAAAACGGUUAGAAUUCAUCAAUGAUGAUCGUCUCAAAUUGGCAAUUCCCGUUGGACCCCGUUUUCAAGCCGACAUUCCAGCUUGGACUGGCCCACCUCACAAGAAGUGUUCUCACAGUGAAUUAAAUACUUCAAGAUGGUUGGGCAUUCAAGUUUGGCCAAUCAAAGGCUGGAGUUCGGAUACCAAAGCUGGGGUGAUUGGGAAAGGGAGGCCUGACUUUUGCCUGUGUGUGUCACCCGGAUCUAUUGAAUGCGUUAAACGCCAUGUCACUGACAAACGGCUCCAGCUGCAGUUUGAUUUGGGUCCCGCCUUUUGGAAAUGGAGAUUUAAUGAGAUGGGACAAGAUGUUUCCAAGUUAUGGAACUUAGAGGAGCAAAAAAAGUUCGAUUCUCUUGUGAAAACAAAUCCUAUAUCUCAGGGCAAAAGUUUUUUAAAGCCUGCCUUGGAGUGUUUGCCUUCCCAACAGAAAGAAACUAUAGUGAGCUACUAUUUCAAUGUAUAUGUUCCUCGGCGCAUGAGUAUCCAGACCAGGGCUGGAUGUAAACUUAUUGACACUGAUGAUGACGAGGCUGAUGAGGCCCUUCAUUCGAAAAGUUCUCGAAAAAGGUGUCGAGCUGAUAGUGUUACCUCAAGCAGUAGUAAAUAUGUGAAGACUAGGUACUUGACCGGCCGAAGAUGAUGCUGCCUGCCAAUGACCAUAUUAUACUCUUUUCAGCCCCAGGUUGAGGCUAAGAGUGAUGUUUUGUAUUGUAAUUAGAAUAUUGUAAUUGAGAAUUUGUAACCGAACAAAAAAAAAAACCAAGAGAAUUUGUAAAUUAGGUAAAGCACAGAAAAGUCUUUGGGAUAAACUAAAAUGAAAAAUCAUGGUAAACUCUUGUAUCGUUAUCCUUUUUGCCAACCAUUGGUUUGCUUUUGUAUCCGAAUUCAGCUUUGAACUAUGUGAUUUACUAGCUUGACUCUUUUUUUGGUUUGUCGAACUUAA